GAAUGGGGAGGAAAAAAAAGACACACAAAUAAUUUUUAUCCAUUGGGCAUCUUAUCUAGGAUGAGGUAUCCAAUUACCAAAAGCCAAGUAAGCAACAAGUGUAUUGAGUUAAUCUAACAUGAAGCCUACCACACAAUUCCAUUUGUGGCUAUCAUUAAUUCUUUAACAUUACUAUCUUUUUAACUUGUAUUCUCGAUUAAUAUAACCAAAAUUUUCUUGGGGUUUGACAAUUUCUUAAUUUCCUUGGUGAGAUAUCAUAUCCUAUCAGCAAAUUAAAAACAACAGUCAGAGAUCAAUGGCAUCAGUUGUGAUGACUUCUCUCCCACAAUUCACUGGGCUUAGACCCCAGCAAGCUACUUCCCCUCUUAAGACCUUGUCGGUAGCUCUUCCAAUGAAAGGCAAAGGAAAAGGAGCUUUGGGUGCUAGAUGUGAUUAUAUUGGGUCACCCACAAACUUGAUAAUGGUAACAUCAACAACACUAAUGUUGUUUGCUGGAAGAUUUGGGUUAGCUCCAUCAGCCAAUAGAAAAUCAACAGCUGGAUUGAAAUUGGAAGCAAGAGACUCAGGUCUACAAACUGGUGACCCUGCUGGGUUUACCCUUGCUGAUACACUUGCUUGUGGUUCUGUUGGUCACAUUAUUGGUGUUGGUGUUGUACUUGGUCUCAAAAACAUUGGGGCCCUCUAAGCUUGCCUUUAUAUCUCUUCUAUUUUUCAUGGUGUGAUCUUGUAAAAAUAUUUUAUUAAGUAUUAUGACGUUCACUUAGAUUUCUA
Messenger RNA from Amaranthus tricolor (Joseph's coat), 771 nucleotides. Its product is annotated as photosystem I reaction center subunit psaK, chloroplastic. The record is from RefSeq and is a predicted model, not a curated record. Gene Ontology annotation, biological process: photosynthesis. The coding region runs from base 296 to 685 and encodes 129 amino acids. NCBI's taxonomy places the organism in Eukaryota, Viridiplantae, Streptophyta, Magnoliopsida, Caryophyllales, Amaranthaceae. The transcript is spliced from 3 exons. Gene Ontology annotation, cellular component: photosystem I; membrane.